AUGGAACUCAACCGAGAACAUUUUCGCGCCAUAAUUUAUUACAACUUUCAGAGACAAUUAUCGCAACAAGAAUGCCCUGCUGAGUUAAUGUCUCUUUUCGGCAACGAAGCGCCACAUCAGUCGACAAUUUCCCGUUGGUAUGAAGAAUUCAAACGUGGCCGGGUGAGUCUUAGCGACGAUCCCAAGGAAAACGCCGAUGCUGUGCGCAAACUCAUCAUUGAAUAUAGACAUGUGACAUAUGGCGAGAUUGAGGCGUUCUUAAAGAUCUCAAAGACCUCAAUUAAAAAAAUUUUACAUGAAGAAUUAGGAAUAAGGAAAUUAGUUUCUCGUUUUGUACCCCACCUGUUGACUGAAGAGCAGAAAGCAGCCAGGGUCAAUUGGUGUCAAAAAACACUUGACCGCCUCGAUUCCGGAAACUCAAAAAAUGUGUACAUCAUUGUUAGUGGUGAUGAAUCGUGGAUUUAUUGUGAAGAAAAGCUAACAAAAGUCAUCUGUUCUCGAAGUGUUUCGAAAAAGAUGGUCGCGACAUUUAUGUCAACAGCGGGUCAUAUUGCAACAAUUCCUCUUAAUGAGCAAAAAACUGUUACUGCGGAUUGGUAUACCGCCAUUUGUUUGCCAAAAGUCAUCACCGAGCUUCGAAAAAUCAACCCCGAAAAAAGAAUCAUCCCCCACCAAGACAAUGCAAGCUGGCACACAGCCCAAAAAACAAGGCAGUAUUUAACGGAAGAAAACGUGGAAUUAUUGGACCAUCCUCCAUAUAGUCCUAACAAUUUCUGUGCUUUCCCGAAAAUUAAAACAUCACCAGAAGAAGCAAUUGACGCAUUCAAAAAUGCCCAUUUGGAUCUGCCAGCAAACGAGUGGAAUAAGUGCUUCGAAAAUUGGUUCGAGCGCUUGCUGAUGUGUAUUAAUCUUCGUGGAGAAUACUUCGAAAAACAAUAA
Messenger RNA from Acanthoscelides obtectus, 939 nucleotides. The record is from the annotation of a GenBank genome assembly. NCBI's taxonomy places the organism in Eukaryota, Metazoa, Arthropoda, Insecta, Coleoptera, Chrysomelidae.